Messenger RNA from Aegilops tauschii subsp. strangulata, 4481 nucleotides. NCBI's taxonomy places the organism in Eukaryota, Viridiplantae, Streptophyta, Magnoliopsida, Poales, Poaceae. The record is from RefSeq and is a predicted model, not a curated record.
AGACGCUGGUUUUUUUAUAGGAUUAUCCUAUUUUUCAGUCCUGUAACGUCGAUGUUUACGUGACUUGUAACUGAAUCUUUAUUUUAUUAAUAAAACACGUAUUAUGAUGAAAAAAGAGGAUCUCGUUCCAACAAAGUCCACCGAGGGGCUCCGCUCGUCCAGCAUCAGUCAUUUUCGGGCGAAAGCCCUGUUUUGUUUCCGAGAGAAAGUCCCAAGGGCAGCGCGCGCGGGAAACCCCAAACCCACCGCACCAGCGCGCGCUCGACGAAAUGCCGCCGCCGCCGCCGCCGCGGCAGGACUUCCCGGCGUUCCCUUUCGCGACGUACCCGAUCCAGACGGAGUUCAUGUCCUUCCUUUACAGCGCCCUCUCCUCCGGGCCCCGCGCCCUCGCCCUCCUCGAAAGCCCCACCGGCACCGGAAAGACCCUCAGCAUCAUCUGCAGUGCGCUCCAAUGGCUCCUCGACCACCGCGACGCCGCCUCGCUGGGCCACCCCGAACGGGCCAAUGGCUCCGCCCCCGCUGCUGUCGGCGGCGAAGACGACGAGCCCGACUGGAUGCGGGAUUUCACACUGCAGCCGCUGCCGCCUAAGAAGGACAUCAGGAAGAAGUCGGAGACUCACCCGUCCAGGAGGCAUGGAACGAAGAAAGUGGGGGGUUCGGAGAAAUCUGAGGGAAUUCGGGAGAAUGACGACGAGGAGGAAUUCUUGCUUGACGAGUACGAGAGCGAUGACGGGGAGGGCACAGGACGGCAGGCCGGGAAGCGGGCACAUUGUGGUGGUUAGUAUAGUAGUAGUAGUAGUAGUAGUGAGAGCGAGGAUGAUGAGGACGAAGAGGAGGCCACUCCCAAGGUGUAUUUCACCAGCCGUACGCAUUCGCAGGUCUCGCAGUUUGUCGGCGAGCUCAAAAGGACGAAUUUCUCAGGGAAGCUCAGGACAGUGUGCUUGGGGUCCAGAAAGAGCCUGUGUAUUAACACGGAUGUUCAGAAGCUCGGGAGCGCAACCCGGAUCAACGAGAGGUGCUUGGAACUGCUCAAGAACAAGAAGAGCAGCAAAAUUAAGGUCGAGGGUGAUAACAAGAAGGGGCGCCGAACAAAGACCUCUUGUCGGUGCCCAAUGUUAGGAAACAGAAGUCUGCAGAAACAGUUCAGGAGUGAAGUGUCCGACCAUGGUGCAUUGGACAUUGAGGAUUUGGCACAACUUGGAAGGAAGAUUGGAACAUGUCCUUACUACGGUGCACGUGACAUGGUCCGCUCAGCUGACCUUGUAGUACUUCCUUACCAGUCUUUGUUGCUGAAGUCUGCUAGAGAAUUACUUGGCCUUAAUCUGAAGAACAGUGUUGUCAUCAUAGAUGAGGCUCACAACUUAGCAGACUCCCUUACUAGCAUGUACAACUCAAAGGUCGAAUCUUCUCAGUUGAGGGCAGUCCUUUCCCACCUGGAGGCAUAUCUCAAUAGAUUUCAGAAUGUUCUGGGAGCUGGAAAUCGACGUUACAUCCAGACCUUGACAGUUCUAACACGGUCAUUCCUACGAUGUUUGAUAAGUAAUGAAGACUGUUCCUCUGCUGUGACUUCUAUGACUAUAAAUAAGUUCUUAUUCUCCCUUGAUAUUGAUAACAUAAACAUAGUAAAACUUUGUCAGUAUCUGAAGGAAAGCAAUAUAGUCCACAAGGUUAGUGGAUAUGCCAACAAAUUAUUUAUCACCGAAAAUGGUGUGUGCAAUUUGAAUCAUGGACAGCAACAUGGUGAAGGAAGCAGUAUAACAAGCUUUCAGGCUUUGACUGACCUUUUACGCUCUCUACUGUACUGCAAUGAUGAUGGAAGAAUCAUAGUUGCACGGCACAAGCCUGGUGGACAACCUGAAGAUGCAUAUAUUAAAUUCGUGAUGCUUUGUGCAGAGAAAACAUUUUCUGAGGUUACAGAUGACGCACAUGUUGUUAUUAUGGCUGGUGGAACCCUCCAGCCUAUUGAAGAAACAAGGUUGCGCCUGUUUCCAGGCUUAUUGCCUAGUGAUAUAAAAUUCUUCUCAUGCAACCAUAUUGUUCCCCCUGAGAGUAUUCUUCCUAUAGCUGUUACAUGUGGGCCCUCAGGCAAGAAAUUUGAUUUCAGCCACAGUUCAAGGAGCUCUCUUAACAUGAUCGAAGAGCUUGGACGUUUUCUUUGCAAUAUAGUGACAAUAGUACCAGAAGGAAUAGUAAUGUUUUUCUCUUCCUACGAAUAUGAAAAACAAGUUUAUGAUGCAUGGAUGGCUUCAGGCACAAUUUCUAAGAUUUCUAAGAAGAAACACGUGUUCAGAGAGCCAAGAAGCAGUGUUGAUGUCGAGGUGAUACUCAACAAAUACAAGGAGGCAAUUCAAUCCUGCAGCAAAGGUUCAGGAGACACUAGUGUUAACGGGGCACUUUUAUUGGCUGUUGUCGGUGGGAAGAUCUCUGAAGGUAUAAACUUCAGUGAUGGUAUGGGUCGUUGUGUUCUGAUGGUUGGAUUGCCUUAUCCAAGUCCAGAUGAUAUUGAACUGAUGGAGACAAUAAAACACAUUGGAAACUAUUCUACCUCAUCUGUGAUUGGAGAUGAUAAGCCCUUCAACGGAAACGAUGAAUGCAAGCUUGAGCCUGGCUUUGAUGUACUAAGGAAGAGCGGUAAAAGUGGCCGAGAGUACUAUGAGAACUUAUGCAUGAAAGCUGUGAAUCAGUCUAUCGGUAGAGCAAUCAGGCAUGUAAAUGACUAUGCUGCAAUGCUGUUGGUUGACUCACGUUAUGCACACACCUCAUGAAGCAAGGGUUUCUCUUGCCCCGUUGAAAAGCUACCCCAGUGGAUCAAGACACGACUCACUUGCGGUCAAAACUAUGGGGAAGUUCAUAGAUAGUUGCUUCAGUUUUUCAAAAUCAACAAACAAAUACAUUGAAAUAUUACAGAUGUUGCUACAUUUAAUGAAGCCAAGCCUGUACAGGCUUGCGCAAACGUAAUGCAUUUUUGUUUGGCUGAUAUCAGUGCAAUGUGCAUAUGUGUAGCUGCCUACUGAUGACAAACUGUUCGAAGGUACUGUUAGCACUUGAAAUCCCAUGUUAUCGGUGGCUGAUAUCAGUUAUCAAAGGUAUGUGCACACCUGUUGUUUUCCCACACUCAGAUCCGUGAAGCACCACACCAUAGUUAAAUUCCCUAAGGCUUUAUUCGGUUCCACGGGAACCAAACCUCCUAAUCCAUAUGUACAGCUAGUCUGUCCGGUUAGACCCGGCAAACCUCCCACCACUGGCCUUUGUACAUUGGAGCACCAAAUCUACUAAACGUCACACAGAAUUAACUUGCUACAAAAAUCAUACAUCCGUGCACCAAAUUAACCAAACGUCACACGGCAAGCUUUCUAGAAGUUGAUAAUUUAGAAGGAAAAAAGAUCCAACCCAAACAAGGCAACAUGCACUCUGAAUAUUUAGAAGUCGAAAAACGACCCUAAUCAACAAGGAAAACCCUUUGUUUCAACCGACUGAUUCUAUGGCUGGCGCAAACCUUCUCGGGAGCCGUCCGAUCGAGUUUGAUCGUGCGGCGCUGGCAUCUCUCACGCCCCCGCCUAGACAGCAACACGGGCUCAGCAGCCUCAGCUUCGACUGCAUCGCGCUCGACCGCCUAGCGUCUCAGGGAGAUGGAAGCAGGGGCGUCAGAUCCGGGCGCUACUCAAGCAGUAGCUGGUGUGAGAGGCGACGCGGCGGCGAGCAUCCGGAGCGGCGAGCCACGGCGACGGCGGCUGGAUCAAACUAAGAGAAUCGACGACGACGCUUUGCCACGCAGGUAUUCAACACACUUCCCCCAAAUCGAGCUGAAAUGCUAGGUCUUGAUACAAAAUCAGGGGUACGCAUGCGGGGGCUCGAUGAGCGGCACUCGUGAGGCAGAGGGGAGUCAAUGGCGCUGUGAUUUUGGGGAAGAGGGGCUCGUUAGGGCGGAUUUCCUUGUUUCGAUGCAGCAAAUCCACAUUGAAAGCAAAUCCAAUCUGAGAUGGGUGUGAUCUGGGGCUUCACAGCAGCGAAUGUUGUUUUUCAGACUGGGAGUGGUGCUUCAUUGCAGCACAGACUGGGAUGUGCUUCUUUUAUUUUGCUUCAUUGCAGCACAGACCGGGAUGUGCUUCUUUUAUUUUGCUUUUUCUAGGCAUGGGCUUGAUUUUAACCAACUGCGAGUGAUGUUUCAUUCCAAUACAGACUAUUGUUGUUUUCUUUUCUUUUCUAUGCAUGGGCUUGAGUUUACCCAACUGAGUGUUGUUCAUUGCAGUACAAACUACUGGUGUUUUCUUCUUUCUUUUGUCAAAAUGAGGCUUCUGAUUACAUGUAUGGUAUGCUGUAUAUAAUAUGAUAAUGUAUCAUUAGUAACUUUGUUUCACUAGCAGGGUUACCUUUUGUGUAAUGCUUCAUUAGUGCUGGAUAAUGUAAUACUCGUGUGAUGUGCCUAUCAUAGUUCUUGAUUGAUUGCUUCGUCAGCCUAACAGAGCUGUAUCUCUUCUUCA